Messenger RNA from Theobroma umbraticum, 2034 nucleotides. RefSeq names its product dehydration-responsive element-binding protein 3-like. Gene Ontology annotation, molecular function: DNA binding; DNA-binding transcription factor activity. Gene Ontology annotation, biological process: regulation of DNA-templated transcription. Lineage: Eukaryota; Viridiplantae; Streptophyta; Magnoliopsida; Malvales; Malvaceae. The record is from RefSeq and is a predicted model, not a curated record.
UAGUUGCAUGUAUAUCCUAUUCCUACCAAACAAUCUAGGGGAAACUUGUGGUGGGAGAUGUGUAUAAAUUAUAGAGACAUGAGAGAAAGAAAAAGGGUGAAAUGGUGAUAAGAAAAGUGAUGAAUCUUGGGUUGGUGAUGACUGAUGAGGUGAUGAAGAAGAAGAUAAGGGGGAAAAUGAACAGUGCAGGCGGGUGAAAAUGGUAAAGAAGCGAAGUUGAAAAAAAGGAACAAAAAAAUAAAAGGGAGGGUUUGCGUGGCACUAGGGAAGGGAACCCCAUCGAACCAUAGGGUCUAGCAGGUGACCAUUUCUUGUGUGGGUCCUUGGCUUUGCUUUCUCUCUCAAUGCUUAUAAGUUGUGUAUGAGUCAUUGGGAAAUGAUGAAGAAAAAUGUUGCUUGAUCCGGAAAUAGCUACUAGCGAAAUAGCAAUAGCGAUAGCAAGUCUCUCAAGGAGCAUGACCCCCUCCCUACCUCUUUCCUGCUCAGCUAAGUGCUUCUCACUGUCCCAUCUUCAAAAACCCGCAGUCUCUCCAUUCAAUAUUUCUUCAACAUGUCUCUCUGCAGAGAGAGAACAAAAAAGGAACAGGUCACUUCCCAUUGCUUUUUCUUCUAUUUUGCUUCCAGAUAGAAGCUGCUCGCUCCCAAUCCCUAAAACCUCUCUCUCCAUUCAUCACUUUCACUUCAAUUUUCCCUGUUGGGCAGCAAACAACUAGAACCCCCCUGUUUUCUGCCUGUCUUUAAUUUGCUUCCAAAAUAAAGCCUUCCUUGCCCCCUCCAAUAUAACCACACUCACUCACUCACUCUCUCUCUCUCUCUCUCCCUCCCUCCCUAGUUAUAUUGUACUUUUCCUUUGUACGUUUAAAGACACAAUCCGUGGCGGAGUUAGUUAUAGCUCUCUAGUGACUCUAAGUCACCACUAAAAAAGAAUGACUGAGCCGCAAAAUUCAGAGACAGAAAGCAGCUCCAACUCAUUCUCUUCUCCCUCACUAUCACCCUCAUCUCCAGGGUCAACUCACUCACCUCCUAACUCGGUUCCUAGCUCAACUACCACCGUAAACGCGAAACAGACCACGUCAUCAGAUUCUAAAAAGAUCAAGAGAAUGAGGGAUUCAAGCAAGCACCCAGUUUACCGUGGCGUCCGAAUGCGAAACUGGGGCAAAUGGGUGUCCGAAAUCCGCGCACGCAAAAAAUCCCGCAUUUGGCUCGGUACUUUUCCUACCCCUGAAAUGGCAGCUCGUGCACACGACGUGGCCGCUUUAAGCAUCAAAGGCAACUCGGCUAUUCUCAACUUCCCUGAACUCGCUAACUCUUUACCCCGACCUGUGUCUUUAGCUCCCCGUGACGUCCAAGCUGCGGCAGCCAAAGCAGCCCAAAUGGACAAGUUUGACUCUCCGACACCUUUCACGACAUCGUCCACAUUGUCAUCGUCGUCAUCGUCGUCUUUGGUUUCUCAGAUGGACUUGUCGUCAGGGUCAGACGAGUUAAGCGAGAUAGUGGAGCUGCCAAGCCUUGAGACGAGUUAUGACUCGGUUGAGUUGAAGAAUGAGUUUGUGUUUGUGGACUCAGUGGAUGGAUGGUUUUAUACUCCACCCUGGCUUCAAAGCGUGGACGACUGUGGGUAUGUUUGCGAUCAGUUAGGAGUGCCAGAGAGUAUCUUACAGAAUGGUUUCGAUGAAGGUUUGCUAUGGGAUUAUUAGUGUUUUUUCUUUACUUCUUUUUCUUCUUGUGUUGUGAAUGUGGUGUGUAUCUUUGCUUUUUCUUUUUUGGGUUUCCUUUUUUCCCGGUUUUAAGCCCUUUUACUUUUUCUUUGAAGGGCUAAAACUCUGUCCCUCUUCCUCUGUUUAUGUGAUCUUUUUUCCAAUGAAUCCCACUGUACAGAGUUUAGAAUGGGAAGAAGAGGAAAGUGUCAUAAAUUCCUUCCCUUCUGGUUGGUGUAAAACACUUUGAGGCUUUAAAAGCCUUUCUCUCUCUCUCUCUCUCUCUCUCUCUAAGGGAGCAUAAGACAAAGCUUUAAAACUAGUUCAACAAUGAAAA